GUUGCUGCUGAAGUCUGAUUAAUACACGACAGAAAUUUAUCAUGGGGCAGAGUACUUCACGAGUACAACCGUUUACGGAGAGCGAGCAGGUCUACGACCUCCCUCACAGUAAACCCCCAAAAUCCAGCCCCGACAUGACAGAGAAACAUCAUCCUCAUCGGCCUGAUGAGAAGCCUGUUGAUGAUGGGGAGGGAACUGUGCUUCCCACCUCUCCUCUGAAAGAGGAGAAGAAGAGCAAUAAAAAGAAAGUGGGCCACUUCUUUAAGUGGUUCUCUUCCCGUUUGAGGAAAAAAAUCACCAAAAGCAAGAGCUCAGGUCAGGGUGAGAUGAAAGACCAAGAUACUGAGACAGAAACAUCCGGGAGAACCGACGAUCAGAAGCCUCAACAGCCCAUCUGCAGAUCUGUGGAGGUCACUGAUCUCGAGGAACCUCACACCAGUGUUCUUCAAGUCCCUCCUGCUGCUGAGCCUCUGGUGCAGAAAGAUCUCCAAACUCAAGUCCACGAUGCUCCAGUCAGUGUGAGAGCAGGUGAAGUGUCUCCUCUGAUGAUAGAGUUGGACAGCAAUGAAGUGGACACGAGACCUGAAGACAACAUUUGCUCCCGAUAUGCAAUUGGCAGCAAGCUGGGUCAAGGUGGAUUUGGCGCCGUCUAUAAGGCGACUCGUUUGGAGGAUAGACUUAAGGUGGCUGUGAAAUUCGUCAAAAAGACAAAACACACGGAAUAUAUCAGCAUUCCUGAUCAUCCCAAGCCCCUUCCCAAAGAAGUCGCCCUGACAAUUCUGGCCAAUAAAGGCCCAGUGAUGGAUAUUAUUAGGCUGCUGGACUGGCAGGACCAGCAGAACUUCUACGUCAUUGUUGUCCAGCGCUUCUCACACUGCAUGGAUGUUUUCCGCUUUGUGCAACGCAAUGGAGGCAGCAUCGAUGAGAAGUUAGCGAGGCUCAUCAUGUUUGGGGCAACACUAGCCGCCAGUGCAUGUUGUAGACGUGGAGUUUACCAUGGGGACAUCAAGUUAGAGAACCUGCUGAUAAACUUGGAGAACCUCCAAAUCAAACUAAUUGACUUUGGAUGUGGAAGUGUCCUGACAGAAUCUGCCUACACGAGAUUCAGUGGAACAGUUAUGUACCGCCCUCCCGAGUACAUACUGAAGGGUGAGUUCCAUGGAAAGCCAGCGACGGUCUGGUCUUUAGGGAUCCUCUUGUUCAGAAUGCUGUGUGGACACUUUCCAGAUAGUUUCGACUUCUACAGGACCAACUUGAACACCUGGUCCAAACCUGGCUUGACAGAAGAAUGCUGCCAUUUGAUCUGCUCCCUUCUGCAGCAAAAGCCAAAACGUCGGAUUGAUCUGGACAGGAUUGUUUACCAUGACUGGUUUUAGUCUAAACAGCCCAAGGCCCUUCCCCAAAACAUCGAGCUAUCAAUCCAGUGAUGGACAUUAUUAAGCUGCUGGACUGGAAGGACCAUCAGGACGUCUAGUUUUUCACUCGUCCAGCGUUUAUCACACUGCAUGGAUGCGUUCCACUUUGUGUAACACAAUCAAAGGCAGCUUUGAGCAUCCUCUUGUUCAGAAUGCUGUGUGGAUAUAUUCUAGAUAGUUUCAACAUCUACAGGACCAACAUGAACACCUGGUCCAAAUCUGGCUUGACAGAAGCUGAGUUCUUCUCCACAAAAUGCUGCCAUUUGAUCUGCUCCCUUCUGCAGCAAAAGCCAGAACUUCAGCUUGAUCUGGACAGGAUUAUUCAUCAUGACUGGUUUUAGGUGUAAGACCGAUCACUGUCACUCUGAAAGUGUCAUCUGUGGAGAUGUUUCGUCUUCCAGGAAGAACUGAGUCUUCGUCCAUCCACUUUAACAUCUUACAGGGCCAGCAAGCUCUGGUAGCAUU
Molecule: messenger RNA, 1880 nt
Organism: Carassius carassius (crucian carp)
Lineage: Eukaryota; Metazoa; Chordata; Actinopteri; Cypriniformes; Cyprinidae
Product: serine/threonine-protein kinase pim-2-like
Exons: 10
Coding region: 42-1376 (444 amino acids)
Biological process (GO): regulation of mitotic cell cycle; negative regulation of apoptotic process; protein autophosphorylation
Cellular component (GO): cytoplasm
Molecular function (GO): ATP binding; protein serine/threonine kinase activity
Source: RefSeq, a predicted model, not a curated record